AUGGCACAGAACAUACCCUAUCUAGGGCCUAUUUAUGGAGGGCUGAGGGAAGGGAUGUCCAUCUAUAUCCAGGGGACCAUUCCUAAGCACAUCACCAGGUUCUUUAUCAACCUGAUUUGCGGAGAAUAUGAAUCCAGCGACAUUGCCCUACACUUCAACCCUCGAUUUGAUGGCUGGGACAAGGUGGUCUUCAACACCUGUCAGAAUGGAUCCUGGGGAUUAGAGGAGAAGAUUCACAGGAUGCCUUUUCGAAAAGGAGAGCAUUUUGAAAUGGGUGGAAUGGGAGGAGGAAUGGGAGGAGGAUAUCCAGGAGGUGGCAUGGGGGGAGGUUACCCAGGUGGCAUGGGAGGAGGGAUGGGAGUAAGUCCAGGAGGAUAUCCAGGAGGUGGCAUGGGGGGAGGUUACCCAGGUGGCAUAGGAGGAGGAAUGGGACCUGUGCCCUACUCCAACAUCAUCCCAGGAGGGAUGUUCCCUAAGAGGACUAUCGUCAUCAGAGGCAUGGUUCCCUAUGGAGCACACAAAUUAAGCAUCAAGUUUUUGGUGAGCAGAUCUCGAGAUGUCGCUUUCCACAUCUAUCCGAGAUUCAGGGAAGGAAUUGUUGUAAGAAACAGUAUGAUUGGAGGAAACUGGGGCCAGGAGGAGAGAGAAAUGAGCAUGAAUCCAUUUAUGGAGGGCCAGUACUUUGAUAUGUCAAUCCGUUGUGGGAACCAGAGGUUUAAGGUGUUUGUGAACGGGCAGCACCUGUUUGACUUUUCCCAUCGCUGGCAGUCCUUCAAUGAGAUCGACAUGCUGGAGAUAGAAGGCGAUGUGCAGAUCUCCUACAUCCACUUCUGAUACCACACACUAAAGAAAUAAAUAAUUUUGUGCAUCUUUCAAAAAAUGUUAUUUUUUUAAAUAACAUAUUUCAAAAAUAUCUCAUCCACAGAGUUGCUUAUCUCAGUUUCUUACCUGCUUUGAGAUCAGAUAUCUCAAUAAGAUCAAAUGUCACCUCAGUAUCUGCUGUA
Neolamprologus brichardi is the source of this 1004-nucleotide messenger RNA. NCBI's taxonomy places the organism in Eukaryota, Metazoa, Chordata, Actinopteri, Cichliformes, Cichlidae. The record is from RefSeq and is a predicted model, not a curated record.